This is a messenger RNA of Aspergillus luchuensis, 1803 nucleotides long. Its product is annotated as ferric reductase family protein. The coding region runs from base 1 to 1803 and encodes 600 amino acids. Lineage: Eukaryota; Fungi; Ascomycota; Eurotiomycetes; Eurotiales; Aspergillaceae. Gene Ontology annotation, biological process: iron ion transport; copper ion import; intracellular iron ion homeostasis. The transcript has 4 exons. Gene Ontology annotation, molecular function: ferric-chelate reductase activity. Gene Ontology annotation, cellular component: plasma membrane. The record is from RefSeq and is a predicted model, not a curated record.
AUGGACUCCGACUUGUGGUAUGCCAUGCUCAAUGACACCCUCUGCUAUGCCAAUCUCUGGGUGUUGGCCUGUAUGAUCGUGGUUGUCUUCGCCUGGCAGUCCUCCGGCCGUCUCUCUGCCCACCUGCGUCGCCUCGCCAGUUUUACCGACCACCGCCAGACCUACCAUCGCGUUCCCAACUUCCAUGUGGCCUGGUUGAAGCGACACCUUUUGGAUGCGCCGCUGCUGCGCUCCCGACAUAACCAGGAAUGGCAGCUGUCCCGCGCCGUCAACAUGGGCACCCUGCCCAGCCGCUUCCAUACCCUGCUCCUGACCGUCAUCGUUGUCAUGAAUAUUGUGCUGUGCACCAACACUGUGCCCUAUGGAUCGAAGGAAUCAACUGUUGCGGCGCUUAUUCGUAACCGAACCGGUUACAUGGCCACCGCCAAUCUGUUCCCCCUACUGGUCAUGGCUGGCCGCAACAACCCCCUGAUCCCGCUUCUGCGCGUUUCGUUCGACACCUGGAAUCUGCUACAUCGGUGGUUGGGCCGCAUUGUCGUGUUGGAGGGGCUGGCCCAUGUCAUUGCCUGGGGAGUGCCAAAAGUGCAAACCUAUGGGUGGUCAACCGCACUCGGCACCUUGUCGAAACCCUUCAUGUUCAAUGGUCUCAUGGGGAUGGUGGCGAUGCUCGUCAUCCUGGUUCAAUCCCCUUCUCCCAUCCGACAUGCCUUCUACGAGACGUUCCUGCAUCUUCACAUUGGGCUGGCCUGUGUGGCUGUGGGAUUUCUCUGGCAUCAUGUCUACCGAUACUCCUGCCGUUACUAUCUUUAUGCCGCCAUCGCCUUCUGGGCGUUUGAACGACUUGCGCGGUUGUUGAUCCUGAUCUACCGCAACUAUGGCUUUGGUCGCCGCACAACCGCCUAUCUGGAGGCGCUGCCCGGCGAUGCCGUCCGCGUCACUCUGCAACUCGCUCGUCCCUGGACCUUCUCGCCGGGCCAGUACUGUUUCGUCUACAUCCCGAAACUCGGGGCCUGGACCUCGCACCCCUUCUCCAUCGCCUGGGGCGAGACCGGCCAGACGUUGCUGGGGUCGUACAGCGAGAAGAUGGCCGAGGUGGAGAUGGGCAAUGACCACGGCCAACCUGGACUGGAGUCUCGCAAGGUCAACACGGUUUCCCUGCUCGUGCGACGUCGGACUGGAUUUACGGACAAGAUGUUUACGGAAGCAUUUGCUUACGCGCGGACCCGCUUGCCCCCGGACACGAUCAGCACUUCGCCGCGGUCAACUACGACGGAUAUCUCCACGGCAGCCAUGCCGGUCACUGCUUUUGUCGAGGGACCCUAUGGCAACCUCCACUCGCUUGACUCCUACGGCACUGUUCUCCUCUUUGCCGGUGGAGUGGGCAUCACACACUGCCUGCCAUUCAUCCGCCAUUUGGUGCAAGGAUACAGCGAGGGCACCGUCGCUGCCCGACGUGUCACUCUCGUAUGGGUCAUUCAAUCUCCAGAGCACCUGGACUGGAUCCGACCGUGGAUGACCACGAUCCUAGGCAUGGAAGGCCGGCGCGACGUGCUGCGGAUCCAGCUGUUCGUGACGCGCCCGAGGAACCCCCGUGAGAUCAGAAGCCCCAGCGCGACCGUGCAGAUGUUCCCGGGCCGGCCAGAUGUGGGCACGCUCGUCCAGAUGGAAAUUGAGAAUCAGGUCGGGGCCAUGGGUGUGAUGGUCUGUGGCAAUGGUGGCCUGAGCGAUGAUGUCCGCCGGGCUUGCCGACAGCGCCAGGGCCGUACCCAGUUGGAUUAUAUUGAGGAGAGCUUUACCUGGUGA